CAUUUCCAAUUUUUGAAAAACUACUUUUCGUAGUUUUAUUUUUGAUUCUAGAAAUUAUUUAUUACGUUCAAUAAUCAUUUUGUGUUUAUUCAUUUGUCGGUAUUUCAAAUUUCUCAAAACCUGGCCUAUAUUUUUAUACUAUUCUUGGCAUAUCAGAUGCUCAAUCUACUAAACCUCGCCUUAGUUUUGCUUUAUAAAAUUAAACACUCCGUGCAUUAUUUUUAUCAACGACCGUCCAUAGUUGUUCCCGACACCUUUAAGGGAAAAAAGCAAUAAACCCAACAAGCACUCACUUCAUAUGAUUGAGUAAAGUUCCUAUAUUAAUUCUACCUUCAAAAAGAGCUUUUUAGAUUGUAUUUCGCAAUAUGGCUACAUGACGUUCGUUAUCAGUAUUMCAGGGAUGAAAAUAGAUGGCUCAUUUGAAACAAGAAGGGAUUAAAUUCUCAAGCAAUUAAUAAUAAUUUUGCUUCGAGAUUACAUCGACAGGCUGUUGUGAGCUUAGGUUAGCACCAAAAAAAACUUCGUAAAUAUGAAGUAAUGUUUGCUUGAAAUCUUUAUGUUUUCUUUAUUGUACUCCAACUAUCACCCAGUGCAAACAAAAUGCUACAUUUAUAUCUUUGCCGUUUGACCACUCGUUUGCUUGCUAAGUGGAAAAACGCUGAUAAACAGACAGCGUUUUUCGCGAGAUGUCUACAUUAUCAAAGUCUCAACAUGUCAACGUUGAAAGGGGAGUACAUUUAGGAAAGUUAAUGAGACAAAAUGCUCUCAGAACGUAAACAAGUAUCAUUCGGAAUAAUUAGAGACGAUUAUUUCUUAUAUAGAGAGCGUUUAUGAGCAAACUGAUUAUUGUUGAUGGGACGUUUUGAAAGGAAAGGCUGGGGAUUUGUGUGUUCGUCGCUACUUGGAAAUCUCUUGGGCACUUUUCAAUUGUCAACGAACCCAGAACAGCAUUGGAUGUCAUAGCUGAGCGUCCGUGACUUGAGUCUUGUAUUUAAAGGCUGACCAAAGCUCUGUUUAUCCCAUCAAUAGGGCCUUAAUGGACAACUAUUAGGCCGUUACAUCAGUAAUCAGUGUGGACUAUUGUUCAGCCUUCUUAUUAGUCGUGGUUUCAUAGACUUGUUCUCCACUUUUUGACUUCCAUUGGCUGGUGUAGUUCAAUAACCUGGCAUUCUUGCGCUUAUAGACAUGAUGAACAGCACCGCCGGUUCUCUUGAUAUGUGUAAGCAACCAACGGAUAUUUUGUUUAUCCUGUACACGACGUUUAUGAUUUUGAUUCUGCUGGGAACAUUGUUUGGCAAUGGACUAGUGGUCCUCGCUGUGUUUAUGUUCACUCGACUGCGUCGAAUCUCCAACUUUUUCAUCGUGUCACUGGCUGUGAGUGAUCUAAUGGUCGCGCUCAUGACGCUGCCACUUCGCAUCGAUAUGUCUUACCACAACAACAACUGGUGCUUGCCGAACAGCGUMUGUGUGUUCUGGGCUAGCUCGGACAAUAUCUGGAGCGCUGCGUCGAUACUUAACCUAGCGAUCAUCUCUAUCGAUCGGUUUCUUGCUAUUACUAAGCCAUUUGUAUACCAGGAGAAGAUGACCAAGAAAGUUUGCCUUACGCUUAUCACURUUGUUUGGUGCUAUGCUGGUUUGUGGGGKUUUUUGAGYMUUUUCAACUGGACAACYGGGGAAACUUCACUCGAAGGCUGGACGUUCAUUGAUGCCASAAACGAGAGAAGGUGCGGCAAAAAUGACCCGAUUUACUACACGAGCGUGUUCAUUUGUGCGUUUGCUCUUCCACUCGUUAUCAUCGUCGUCACUUAUGCUUCUAUCUUCAAGGUUGCUCUGCAACAAUCCAAGACUCUAGCUUCUCAGGACCCAAACAAAAGGGGCCACAAACGCAGUGUGCGCGAGCUCAAGGCCACCAAGACGAUAGCUAUUGUCAUCAGUGCGUUUGUAGUGUGUUGGUUCCCGUUUUUUGUCAUCGUUUUAACAGGUCUAUGGUGUCCUGUGAAAUGUUUUAAAAGUUUUCAUGACUAUCCCACUUUGUCUAUAGCUAUUCGCAUCCCAUUCGUGUUUGUMUUUCCCGUUCUWAAUAGYACCAUUAACCCUAUAAUCUAUGGGUUGUACAACAAGGAGUUCAAUGACGCCUUCAAAAAGCUCGUCUUCUGGAAAAAACGUCGCCGAGGGGAAGACUAUCUGAUGGAUGAGUACUCGUGCACCGAAGUUUCACAUCUCAGACGGGCAACUGUUGACUCCAACUCUAAUCGUCGCACUGGCAACAUGAACGGCUCAAAGAUGCAUUGAGCGUGGAAAUGAUGGAAUGGUUGGGAUAUGAAAAGGACUGUAGGAGCUUCAAUUCUGAAUGGAUUCGUCGAAUACCUUCAAAAUCAGUAUCGCGAAAUAACAAGGUUGUCAGUUACUAAUAAGCCGUGACCAUCAAACUUUUAAGGGUUCCUUAUAUGAAUUAUUACUGAAGGCCAAAAUUCCAACCUAAGUAUGACUGCUUGAGUUGCUUCCCGUCAUUUCAGUUAGCCUAUUAUACGAAUGUUGUCUUUUGACAAGUUUUCAGCUGAAAAAACUUUAAUCCUUAAAUCAAAAAUUGACUUUAAAAUCACGCUGAAUAAUGCGUUUCGUCUUAGAAAGCGAGAAGAAAAAAAAUCCGGAAAAACCUGUCUGUUUCUUUAGCUAAUAACAGCCCAAUGUAAAACUUCACUAUUUAGUAAACACCUCGACACAUAUAGCUUCAAACUUUCAAUGCGAAUUGAAAAUGAAAGCGCUUGACGCCUCUGUCGGCUCGCGCUUUUUUCAAAAAACCGCAAAGUAAACACGAUAGGCUAUUGCUGGAAAUUGAACAAGAGAAACUCCGCGUUUAUGAGAUCACGUAGAAGUAGAAUUAGCAGCUUUAUAGAAGAAACAAUGACGGCGUUUAAACUUCGCGAGAUUUAUUGUYGUUGUUCAUUUUGUGGUYGUCCAGUGGUGGGAUUCUGACUUUGUAACUUCCUGUGGCGGCGUGUGUACAUACUGCAAAGUUUUAUUUACCAUUCCAUGAAAGCACGAUUCAUACCCCAUGCACCUUGAUUGUACUAAUUGUUUUAUGGUAAAAAUACCCACAAUUGUAGCGAUAAUGUUCCUGCGAUAACACAAGAAUCUCACCACAUUGUCGUUUCGCCGAGUUUAAUCACUCAAAUACCCGCCGAAUUGGGAACUUGUGAGGGAACGAAACAAGCUUUGCAUAAAUUUAAGUAGGAUAUUCACUUUGUGAAUUAAAGAAGUGUAUAUAGAGAAUUUA
Molecule: messenger RNA, 3277 nt
Organism: Exaiptasia diaphana
Lineage: Eukaryota; Metazoa; Cnidaria; Anthozoa; Actiniaria; Aiptasiidae
Product: tyramine receptor 1
Exons: 2
Coding region: 1186-2292 (368 amino acids)
Biological process (GO): chemical synaptic transmission; G protein-coupled receptor signaling pathway, coupled to cyclic nucleotide second messenger
Cellular component (GO): membrane; dendrite
Molecular function (GO): G protein-coupled serotonin receptor activity; neurotransmitter receptor activity
Source: RefSeq, a predicted model, not a curated record